AUGGACGACAAGAGGAUACCCAAAGAAAUCUUCUUUGGCGAUGUUGGGACGGGUUCACGCCGACAUGGAGGUCAAGGCCGGCGCUACAAGCAUACCCUGAAAACUUCCCUGAAGCGCAUGCAGAUCAACCCAGCCAAAUGGGAAGACCUCGCCCGAGACCGACCGACCUGGGGGAAGGCAUUGAUAAUAGGCGCAGCGAUCUACGAAGCCGACCGCAUCACGGCAGCCAAAGCCAAACGUGAGGCUUUCAAAUCUCAGCUGCCGCUGCUGCUGCCGCCGCCGCCGCCGCCUCACAACGCCAGCUCCCAACCGCCUCGAAUGUGUCCAUGGUGUCAAUGGACGUUCCGGGCGCCAACUGGAUUUUUUGGACACCUCUGGACCAACUGCAGUACCCGGACUGCACCAACCGUCGUCUCUCCGUCCACCUCUCCUCGCCUUCCACACCAGCAAAAAUCAACUCCCCUGGCGGAGGGGCGCUCACCGAUCGAUCUUACAGAACUUGUCCGUUUCGCUCUGCCUUACGGACUGGUGGGCUGGGGGCCAGGCUAA
This is a messenger RNA of Spirometra erinaceieuropaei, 549 nucleotides long. The record is from the annotation of a GenBank genome assembly. Lineage: Eukaryota; Metazoa; Platyhelminthes; Cestoda; Diphyllobothriidea; Diphyllobothriidae.